Messenger RNA from Alligator sinensis (Chinese alligator), 1979 nucleotides. It is a transcript of the gene CDCA7L, whose product is annotated as cell division cycle associated 7 like. Gene Ontology annotation, biological process: regulation of DNA-templated transcription. The record is from RefSeq and is a predicted model, not a curated record. The coding region runs from base 85 to 984 and encodes 299 amino acids. The transcript is spliced from 8 exons. Lineage: Eukaryota; Metazoa; Chordata; Crocodylia; Alligatoridae. Gene Ontology annotation, cellular component: nucleus.
CCCAAGGAAGUGGCUGACAUUUUUAAUGCCCCCAGUGAUGAUGAAGAUUUUCUUGGGUUUGGACAUGAUGAUCCUAGGCAAAUUAUGUCAUCGGAGGACGGCUGUAAUAGUUUUGAUUCAUUGGGGUCUGGAAAAAAGAAUGGUCGUAUUGCGUCCAAGUACCUGACAGAGGAACUGAGGAAGAUUUUCACUGAAGACACUGAUUCAGAAACUGAAGUGUUUGAAGGCUUUCUUCCAAGCGAGCUGGAUGCAGCCAACAAGAAAGCAAUGAUGCUUGCCCAGUUAUUAGCAGAACUGAAUUCCAUACCUGAAUUGUUUCCAGUGAAAACACCCGCUUCAACUCCUUCGAAACAGAAGAAAACCCCCAGGAGGACAUUUUCUGAAGGCCAGAUACAGCGUCGUACAAAUCCAACCAGAAAUGCUCGUCCUCCAGAUAAAUUUGCCUUGGAAAACUUUACAGUAUCUGCUGCUAGAUUUGCAGAACACUUCCGUAGUUAUAGACAGCAAAACCUCCUAAAGAGGAGACUGAGUGGGGGUGGUUGUGGAGUGCAUAAAAGAAGGAGGUCGUCUAAAUAUUCCUCUUACCGUCCUGUUGAAGAUAUUACUGAAGAGGACUUGGAGAAUAUCGCAAUUACAGUUAAAGAUAAAAUCUAUGAUAAAGUCCUGGGUAGUACAUGUCAUCAGUGUCGACAGAAGACAAUUGAUACGAAGACAAUCUGUCGUAAUCAAGGUUGUGGCGGUGUAAGGGGACAGUUCUGUGGACCAUGUCUUCGAAAUCGGUAUGGUGAAGAUGUGAAAUCGGCACUUCUGAAUCCAGAUUGGAUUUGUCCUCCUUGUCGCGGUGUGUGUAAUUGCAGUUACUGCCGCAAGCGUGAUGGCCGCUGUGCCACAGGAAUGCUCAUCCACUUGGCAAAAUUUUAUGGCUAUGACAAUGUUAAAGAAUAUCUUGAAAGUUUACAAAAGCAACUUGCUGAAGAUGAAUGAGGAUGCUGAACAUAGCUGCCUGACCUGGAUAACUUGUAGACAGAUAUUUACUUCAAAAUAAUUAGUUCAAGGUUUAAAAAUUUAUACAAGAUAGAAUUGUAGAAUAUAGCAUAACAUUUCUGUUUUAGGAUUUUUUUAAUUGAUUGAUCUCAAUCAAAGAUCUCUCCAAAAAUAUCUUGGUUAAAGGAAUCUAUGUAAAUUACAUUCUUUUUGUGCAUAAACACCUGUAUCUAAAGUGGAACAGUGCUCUUAAAACAUGUAUGGGUGGUUCUGCAGUAUUUCUGAAAACACAACAGUAGGGAAUUGUGUAAGCAUAAAGAGUCUUACGAAUUUGGAUCUUAAUAUUAUUUUGGUCAAAGCAAUAUUUUUUAUUUAUAUAAAAUCAUUGUCAACUCCAGUUUGCAUGGGGUAUGUUUAUAUAAUCUAUCCAAGGACACACAAGGGUUCUCCCCCCCACCAAUGACCUGACAACAGGUGUAAGUUUUCUGAAGCCUUCCCUACUGGGCAUGAGCAGAUCAAGUAACUGCAUGCUUAGUCAUCCAGUUUGUGGGCAAGCAUGGGGUUCAGCUUUGUAAAAAAGGUAUCCGUUUCCUUAGUUUCAGUGCAGUUCCAUCAGCUUUGGCUGGAAUGAACGUGCAUCCUUCCACUGAAAUAUUUUUUUUAAUGGAAAGGGUACAAACAGACAAACCCAUCAUGGUAAAAGACAGACAUUAGGGGGCUUUGGUAUGAUGCUCACCAAUUACAGGUUUUUUAUAUGAUGCACCUGCUUUCUGAGCCAGCUGCUUUAGAACAAUAUUAGAUGGUUUAAUUUUACAUUGCAAAGUUUUUAAUCUUUUAUAAUAACUCUUUUUGGAUACUGUUUUGCUAUGUAUGAGACAGCAUAUCUGAUUAGGUAAGAGCAGGCUUUUCAGACAACAUUGUUUAAAAAAUGCUUUUAUUGCAAACUUGGAUUUAUGUUAAAAUUUGUGUAAGAUAUUGUAUUUUUUCUAUGUAGA